ACCUUUACUAAUAAUCCCUAAGAGACAAAUUGCAGACAUUCUCUCUAUCUCUCUCUCCCUCCCUUCAAGUUUUUUAACUUUUCUGGGUUUUCACAUUUCUCUCAAAAGCACACAUACUUCUCUCUCCAUCAAAACGACAACAAUUCUGUAACCUCCUGAAUUUAAAUAGACUAAAGUUAUAAAUAUUGUUAUAUUAUCAACAAAACUUUGUGUACUGCUGUGUAGGGUUUCCUUAAGCAUUUGAAGCUAUAAUAUGACAUACCACAUCAUCUAAGAAUCUCUAUAUAUAAAAUUGCAAGUUCCAAGAAACACAAGAGACAGACAAUUUCAAAUGGUUAGAGAAAAUAUGUACUACACCAAUACCGCCACCGCCAACGGAGGAGAUGGUAGAGGCGAUGGUGGUGAUAAUAGCACUAAACCUGCAUGGCUAGAUCGAUUAAUGGCUGAGACGUUUUUUGGAGCUUGUGUGUCCCAUGAAAAUCGCAGGAAAAAUGAAAAGAACAUCUUUUGCUUGCUCUGUUGCCUUAGUAUUUGCCCUCACUGCCUCUCUUCUCAUCGCUCUCAUCCUCUUCUUCAGGUGAGAAGAUAUGUUUAUCAUGAUGUUGUUAGACUAGGGGAUCUGGAGAAGCUUAUUGACUGUUCUUAUAUUCAGCCCUACACUAUAAACAGUGCUAAAGUGAUAUUCUUGAAUCAGAGGCCACAGUCAAGGUCUUGUAAGGGCUCUGCCAAUGUAUGCUUCACUUGUGACAGGAUUCUUCAAGAUCCAUUUCAUUUCUGUUCUCUCUCAUGCAAGGUUAAUCAUUUGGUGGAUCAAGGGGAGGAUCUGUCUGCCAUUCUCUACAGAAUUGAUGAAUCCGAUUUCGCAUUUUCACAAUUAGAAGGAUUAAGGAUGGACAGCUCUGAGAUAAUUGAUGAUGAUACUCAUAUUACCCCCAGUUGUUCAAUUCUAGAUGAUCAAAUGCAAUUCAAAAGCUCAUCAUGCUCUAAUGAAAUGGGCAAUUCUGGAAUUUCACAAGAGUCGGAGGUCAUUGUGAAAAGAAAGAAGAAAGGAAAUGGCUUCCUCCCAGGUUUUGUACUCUCAUUGAGUAGUAGAAGAAAGGGUGCUCCUCAGAGGGCUCCCCUUUCUUGAAUAAUAUUUACAAACUUUAAUAAAAAAAAAGGGGGCAAAAAAAAAGAUGAAGUUUACUUAAUUAUUAAUAAUAUAAUAAUAUAAAUUGAAAGUUUAAUUCGUAAUUAUGCGUGCAAUUAAGGGUAAUCACGGUUUCUAUUAAACCUAGCAUGGCUAAAAUUUGUGUUCUUUUUGGGUUGCGGUCCUAAUUUUGAUGGAGCAUUUCCAUUACUGACCUUAAGUGGUUGUAGAGAGACUGUAUUUGAAAGAUUAGUGAGGCUCUUGACUCCACUAGUUUUGUAUGAUGUAAUGGAACUUGCAAAUUGCAAUACAUGUAUGUCUUUUCCAUAAUUCAUUACGAUUUAUUUUCGGCAGAUAAGGGAUUAUGUUAAUUUUA
This is a messenger RNA of Jatropha curcas, 1505 nucleotides long. Its product is annotated as PLATZ transcription factor family protein. Gene Ontology annotation, molecular function: zinc ion binding. NCBI's taxonomy places the organism in Eukaryota, Viridiplantae, Streptophyta, Magnoliopsida, Malpighiales, Euphorbiaceae. The record is from RefSeq and is a predicted model, not a curated record.